CAGCCGCCAAAAUCUCCAUCAUUUCUUCCCCAGUUCUCUCUUUACCCCUCUCUCUCUCUCUCUCUCGAGAAAUCCAUGGAGAUUCUUCGAUCGAAAAGAGCUUCAACUGCGGAAGCGCAAACUCCGAGAAGCAUCCCCCUUUAUCGCUCCGCCCCCGAUAUUGAAGUUCGCAUCGACGAUUUCGAGCUCUAUGCCAUCGAUCGCCUCCGAGUUCUGAAGGGGAUCUCUGAUGGAUUAUCCCGUGGGAAGAAGCCUGAUGAGAUGGAAAAAUUGGUUGAAGAGCUGUGGCGAGCAAACAUGAGGCACCAAGAUCCAUCAGAAAUCACAAAGAAGGACAUAAUAUCACAUUUUGUACUUCGACUUGUGUAUUGUAGAUCGGAGGAGUUGAGAAAGUGGUUUCUUCAAAUGGAGACCACACUUUUCCGCUGUAGAUAUCGAGCUGAAAGUUAUGAAUCCCAGAAGAUGAUCAUGUCUGAAUUUAAUAUUACAAAUAAACCAAUUGGUUCUGCGGAAUAUGAGACUGUGAAGGAUAAACUGGUUCAAGUAGCACGUUCUAUCAGUCAAACUUCCAUAUCUGAUACCAUCUUCUUCAAGGUACCCUUUGAGGAAGUGCCCGAUCUUGUUGCAAGCCGCAGAGUUUUCCUUCGCAAAGGUUAUGCUUAUGUUGCCAUGAAUCAGGUGGUAUCUCUUCUUGUCACUCACUUCCAGAGUACCUUAUCCAAGGCUCUUGAUCUGACCAACAGUAAAUGGCUGACCAUCAUGGUGCACGAAAGAGAUAGGUUGAAACCUAUGGUGGAAGCCCUCAGCACAAGUUAUCUGGGACCUGACUAUUCUCAGCCAAAAGAAUAUGCUGAUAUUUCUCUAAAGGACAUUGAGCAACUGGCUAGUAGUUCUUUCCCUCUUUGCAUGCGACAUUUAUUUGACAAGCUAAGGGAAGACCAUCAUUUGAAGCAUGGAGGGAGGAUGCAACUGGGUCUUUUUCUUAAGGGUGUUGGCCUGAAAUUGGAGGAUGCUCUUGCUUUCUGGAGAGCUGAGUUUUCUCCAAAGGUUAACACUGAGAGGUUUGACAAAGAAUAUGCAUACAGCAUUCGGCAUAACUAUGGGAAAGAAGGAAAGAGGACUGAUUAUACGCCGUAUUCCUGUCAAAAGAUUAUCUCAUCCACAACUGGGUCUGGUGAUCACGGCUGCCCUUAUCGACAUUUUAGCGAGGAAAAUCUUAGAGCUGCUCUUGGUAAAAUGGGGGUAGGGGGACACACACUGGAAGAUGUAAUUGAUAAGGCUCGAAAUCAUCAUUAUCAACUAGCAUGUACGUUGACUUUCGAAGCUAUUCAUGCUACUUCUUGUGAAUCUGGUAUCAACCAUCCUAACCAGUAUUUCAGUGAAAGUAGGAAGAUUCUGCAACCUAAGAGCCAGACAACAGAAUAGAUCAACCUUGCCUACCACACAUGAAUAGUUUAUUUGACAUUAUUCCAGGAUUUUAGAUGUGGAGACUGUAGUAAGAUACUGGGAAAAGUGGAAGUGAAAAUUGCAUGUCACCUUGCAACAAUAAUAGCAAAACCGUUGGUUUUUUGGUGCAUCUCAUAAAUUAUUAGGAGUUGAAGGCGAGUCUUCUUGGAAGCCAAAUUAUUUUGCUUCCUGAAGGUCUAGUGUAACUUGGGUGACUUAACUUUUAUCAUUCAGUAAUCGUAGUUAUUAUUGAAGGGUUAUGCUUGUAAUGAUUUUGGCCUGUCAUAGAACAGCUUUUACAAAGAUUGGAGUUGUAUAUUUUUGGAUGAUAAUGGAAAUGAUUUACGAAGA
Asparagus officinalis (garden asparagus) is the source of this 1797-nucleotide messenger RNA. RefSeq names its product probable DNA primase large subunit. Gene Ontology annotation, cellular component: alpha DNA polymerase:primase complex. The record is from RefSeq and is a predicted model, not a curated record. The transcript is spliced from 20 exons. NCBI's taxonomy places the organism in Eukaryota, Viridiplantae, Streptophyta, Magnoliopsida, Asparagales, Asparagaceae. The coding region runs from base 76 to 1425 and encodes 449 amino acids. Gene Ontology annotation, biological process: DNA replication, synthesis of primer.